AUGGGAUUUGAUAUUUUUUCUUCCUUGUUCUGUAUUUAUGGUGGCACAAUUGUAGGAGUUAUCGGUGGCAUGGGUAAUGAAGGACGCCAAGGCUUUUUCAAUAGUCAUGUUAACCCAAAUGCAAAUACUAAUUUUAAUGGUUCGGAAGGUUUUUUAUUUUCGGCAAUGGUGUGGAUUCCGGAGAGAAUAUGCAAUACCGAAGAAGAAACCGAAUAUAUUGAUUUAGGAGAAGUCAAUGUUUCGCCUGAUGCUCCGCUACCAGAAAAAAACCAAGAGAACAAAAAUGUGAUAAAAAUAGCCCAAAAAAAAGAAACAAAAACUUCGGCCUGA
Molecule: messenger RNA, 330 nt
Organism: Funneliformis geosporum
Lineage: Eukaryota; Fungi; Glomeromycota; Glomeromycetes; Glomerales; Glomeraceae
Source: the annotation of a GenBank genome assembly